Molecule: messenger RNA, 636 nt
Organism: Cylas formicarius (sweet potato weevil)
Lineage: Eukaryota; Metazoa; Arthropoda; Insecta; Coleoptera; Brentidae
Product: piercer of microtubule wall 1 protein
Exons: 4
Coding region: 299-607 (102 amino acids)
Biological process (GO): axoneme assembly
Cellular component (GO): axonemal microtubule
Source: RefSeq, a predicted model, not a curated record
GCCAGCGUAAGAACCGCUGCACUGUGCAUCAGUGUGACAUUUACUCCGUUUUUUUCGCAAUUUUGUAUAUUUUUUUGGAAUCUCUCAAUAUGACAUCAAAAAACAAGCAGAAAUGACAAUAUCCUAAUCACCGAACGCGGAGAUCUAUUUUCCGGAUUAAUGUGGACAACUCUUUUAUAUGACCGGAAUGUAUCCUCUUGCCUAUUGACAGCUUUAAAAAUCGAGUUUCAUCACCAAAGACGUGCGACGUUUGGGCUACCGUCGGGUUAAAUUUACUAAACAAACAAACAAUAUCACCAUGGUCGAUUGUCCGGACCGGGAGGGUAGACCGGUCCAUCACUUGGAGACCUCCCAAUUUUACAGGACUAGCGACUUACCAAAACGGUUCGAAUAUCCAAGCUGGUUCUACGGUUACGGAAUUCAAAAACCACAGGAGCAUCCUUUUUACAGAACGACCUCCAGCGAUUACGGGAGGUACCCUCCCACCAUUCACACGGUGCCUACUUCUUUUUUUCCAAAAACCCAAGAAUUCAGUGCCACUUUGGCGAAAGCUGGUAUGUACCGCAACUAUUCGCUAAACACCGGACUAGACGCCUCCACCUGUUAAUAGCUUUUCUAAAGAAGAAUCGAUCGCUU